Molecule: messenger RNA, 231 nt
Organism: Aureobasidium melanogenum CBS 110374
Lineage: Eukaryota; Fungi; Ascomycota; Dothideomycetes; Dothideales; Saccotheciaceae
Exons: 4
Coding region: 1-231 (76 amino acids)
Source: RefSeq, a predicted model, not a curated record
AUGGAUUGUCUUCCUAUUCCCUUCGUCUGCUUCCAGUGCGGUACCGACCAGAACCCUUGCCACUGCAAAGUUGUUGGCCCUACCAUCGGAUUCGCCAGCGCCAUUGUUCUCGCAGUUGUCUGCUGGCCUGCCUCUCUAUUCUGUGGCUGCUGUGCAACUGAAACUGGCAAGAAGAUGCUUGCUACGCCUGCAGAUAUGAGUGGCCAAAUCAGCAAUGCUAUACCGUUCUAG